AAACACAGACGUUUCCUUAAUACAAGCAUUUGCGACUACGUUAGGAUAUUAAUCAGUAACGUAUCGAGUUAUCUCAUUAGUGUGACAGGCCGCCGGUGAACUGUCCAAAAGACACUUUGCUCUGACACUUGUGCUUUUAUUAACCCGCGAGCUAACGUUAGCUGAUAUUAGCUUGUCAAUGCAGCUAGCAGUAUGCUAGUAGCCGUAACUAACUGGUAUUGACGGGCAGUUUUCUCUACAUAAAGGGAAGCCAUAGCAUUGUUGCCACAUCAAGUCAUUAGCACACACUAUCCUGAUUGUUGUGUGCGCAGAGCGGAUAAAAGGUCAUUGGAACCUAAACGUGGUAACCUUUGCACUUGUUGUGUUAGCUAAAGCAUUGUUCACAGCACGUUGGCUAGUAGCUUCUUGCUAGCUAGGUAGCCCGGUUAGCUGCUGUCAGAUUUUUUUCACCGCCCAUACUAGAGGAAGGAGCUGCCACUUGGUAAUGGAAGCCAAUAAAGUCUUGGCAGGUAAAGGGGAUCAAGGGAUGCAAAAUCCAGGUGGGCAGAUUGAAAAACCUGUCGGCAGCCACUUCAUGGAAAGCAUGCUUCCCAAAGUAGUGAAGAGGCGAGUGCAUGCCUUGAAAAGGCUACAAGUGCAGUGUGCCAACAUAGAGGCCAAAUUCUACGAGGAGGUCCACGAGUUAGAGCGAAAGUACGCUGCCCUCUAUCAGCCACUGUUUGACAAGAGAAGAGAUUUUGUCACAGGAACAGUGGAACCCACAGAUGAAGAGUGUGUGUGGCACAGUGACAGAGAGGAAGAGGAGGAGCUAGCUGAGGAGGUAAAGGAAAAAGCUGCUAUUGAGGAUGCAAAGAAAGAGGAAGCCACGCCAAGGGAAGAUCCAAAAGGCAUCCCCGAGUUCUGGCUCACCAUUUUCAAGAGUGUGGACAUGCUCAGUGACAUGCUGCAGGAACACGACGAGCCCAUCCUAAAGCACCUGAAAGAUAUUCAAGUCAAGUUUUCUGAGCCAGGACAACCAAUGAGUUUCACAUUAGAGUUCCACUUUGAGUCCAAUGGUUACUUCAACAAUGCAGUCCUCACUAAAGUCUACAGGAUGAAGUCAGAACCUGAUGACGCGGAGCCGUUCUCAUUCGAGGGGCCAGAGAUCAUUGACUGUGAAGGCUGUCAGAUAGACUGGCACAAGGGGAAGGAUGUGACAGUGAAAACUAUUAAGAAGAAGCAGAAGCAUAAAGGCCGUGGCACUGUCCGCACGGUUACCAAACAGGUCCCCAAUGACUCUUUCUUCAACUUCUUUAACCCGGUCAAAGCUUCACCAGAUGGAGAAAUGGACGAGGACUCUGAGUUCACCCUAGCCACAGACUUUGAGAUUGGGCAUUUCUUCCGUGAGAGAAUAGUUCCCAGAGCAGUGCUGUAUUUCACUGGAGAGGCCCUGGAAGAUGACGAGAGCUUUGAAGAGGAGGAGCUGGAGGAGGGAGACGAAGAGGAGCAAGAUGAUGAUGAUGAUGAUGAUGAGGGAGAUUUUGACACCAAGAAAGAACAGCCCCAGCCCGCCGAAUGCAAACAGCAGUAACACCGUGAUGAUCAGGGGGAGGUGGUCACCUGCUGCCCGUCAAAUCAAAAUCAGUUCUUAGCCAAUCAGCAAGUCCUCCUACUCUUGCAGGCCUCGCCCCAUUAUGAACGCAAUAGAACACAAACCAAACUGUGUUUUUACUAUGUGCAUGACUUCUGUUUCUUUUGUCUUGCGCCCAUCUCACCCCCUAUUUAAUUGAACGACCAUAGCGUCACAUAGGGGCAGUCUUCUUUGGUACGGUGGGGGAGGUUCCUACUGCCAAGAACCUCAGAACAUAAUCAUAUGGAGAAAAAAAAGAUAGGAAAGAAAUGGAUCCCAACUCAAGUUUUCAUGGAAAUAAAUUGGUUACUCAGGGUUUUAUAAUGCCAACAAGAGAAGUUCGAGUCUGACUUAAUCUUUCACUGGGGUGGUGUUUUUCUUUUGUUAGGGUGUUUUUUAAGAGACAUUCAAUGUAUCGUUUGAAUUUAAUUUACUUUUCUUUUUUUUUAAAUGUUCUUUGUCAUAUUGUCAUUGGACUAUUUAUUCUGGUGUCAGUGGUGCAUUUCGGGAGCUCUUAAGGCUCAUUCUCAUUGGCUCAAAUUUUAUUUGGGCAUAGCAGGUCAACAACUUGAGUACUGCCAAGUUAUUUUUUGUUGUUUGGCUUAACAAGCAUUUAAACCGAGCACUUGAGUAGACAAGAAACAUUAAUUAACAUGUGACAAGCAUGUGGUUUACCUCAAAACGGUCAUGUAUAGCUCUUCCCUGUUUGCGCCAUCACCCCUGGAAUGCUCUUUUGAGUUUGUGUCAUCAAGGAUAAUAAGAACAUUUUAAGAAAACAAGACAUUUGAAAAGUAUGCAUUUCAUUCAUUCUGGUGAAUAUCUCCUUAAAAUAUGACACAUUUAAGCAGACGCAUCGGUUGACCUGCAACCUUUUUUUGGUUGUCAUCACUCCUGGUAUGUAUCUAGGUCUUAACAAAUGUAACUGACAGGCGGUGAUGGGACAGGGUGCAGGAUGUUUGAAUCAAAUGUAAUUUCCGUCGCCAAGAAGCCAAAAUGAGAGACAAAACACACCGUCCUCUCUUAUUCAAUUGUUUGCCAAUUGUCAUUAACAAAGUGUAAUCUAAUUCAGCAUUUAAAGUUGUUUAAGAAUAUAUCAAUAUUUCCGUUAUUGUCUAAUGAGUCAGUAGAAUGUCUGUGGAAAACAAAUGGAAGAGGUUUGCCAAUGUAUUUUAUAUACUGCACUUGGAUUUUGGCAGUUUGAUUGGGACACCUUUGCCUGGUCAGCGAAAGCAGUUUCCCCUUCUCUCUUUUUUUAAAAAGAACGAUUGUAGAUCUUGUUGAACAGAUCUUUCAGAGCCACGGUUGACAUCUUCAAAUCUACCACAUUGGACCGUGUGCUAGCAAUGGCCUUAACUGGUUCUUAUUCACAAUUUGUUACUUGCGCAAUAUUUCUUUUCAAUUUGUACAGUUAGUUAAAAUAUUCUAUUAAAGUUGUGCGACAUGGAAA
This is a messenger RNA of Anarrhichthys ocellatus (wolf-eel), 3056 nucleotides long. RefSeq names its product nucleosome assembly protein 1-like 4a (gene nap1l4a). NCBI's taxonomy places the organism in Eukaryota, Metazoa, Chordata, Actinopteri, Perciformes, Anarhichadidae. Gene Ontology annotation, cellular component: nucleus. The record is from RefSeq and is a predicted model, not a curated record. The transcript has 14 exons. Gene Ontology annotation, biological process: nucleosome assembly. The coding region runs from base 485 to 1570 and encodes 361 amino acids.